CAGUACGGGCAGACUCUUCUCUUCUCUCUCUUCAGUGGAUACAGCGGGGAACAGACAGAUCGCCUGUGGGAUGGAUUAUUAAAAUUACCCUUGCGAGAAUAUUCAUCUGUUUCCUUUUCAUUUACUCGCCGUCACACUCUCUCGUGUACACCCAUCCAUCCAUGUGUCCGGACGGGUUCUGAAUCGGGCAGAAUGCGGAUCCUGGUGCUGAUUCCGCUGCUGUGGGGUCUUAGUGAGGGGGCUUUCCCCAGCAGUGUCCAAAUCGGUGGGUUGUUUAUAAGAAACACGGAUCAAGAAUACACGGCUUUCCGCUUGUCCAUAUUUCUACACAACACCAGUCCAAAUGCAACGGAGGCCCCCUUCAACCUGGUUCCUCACGUGGACAAUAUCGAGACCGCCAACAGCUUUGCCGUCACCAAUGCCUGUGAGUGA
Triplophysa rosa is the source of this 432-nucleotide messenger RNA. RefSeq names its product glutamate receptor 4-like. NCBI's taxonomy places the organism in Eukaryota, Metazoa, Chordata, Actinopteri, Cypriniformes, Nemacheilidae. The transcript is spliced from 2 exons. The record is from RefSeq and is a predicted model, not a curated record. The coding region runs from base 193 to 432 and encodes 79 amino acids.